AUGGCCCUAAACCCCAAUCCAAAUGGCUUCGAACCAGAGGGCAAGAACCACACUCAGUUGGACACCUACGUCAAUGGUAAAUUAACUGAAUACCGCGAAGGAAAUGACACCAUUCUGUGGGCAAUGUUCAUACAAGACUUUAGUAAAUGGACUUUAGAUAAUCUCAAAAAGCUUAUCAUGCUACUUAAGAGCCACAGUGUGUACGUGGACGAGAUGAAUGAGCACCUAGUUGCAUAG
Messenger RNA from Talaromyces stipitatus ATCC 10500, 237 nucleotides. RefSeq lists its product as uncharacterized. The record is from RefSeq and is a predicted model, not a curated record. Lineage: Eukaryota; Fungi; Ascomycota; Eurotiomycetes; Eurotiales; Trichocomaceae. The transcript is spliced from 2 exons. The coding region runs from base 1 to 237 and encodes 78 amino acids.